AUGAAACGAACACGAGGGAUUCCCACGGUGGAUCCCCGUGCCGUGGCCCAUUGGCACGCCAUGCGACAGGCGCCCAUUCAGCCGUUGUUGGAAGGGAUUGUCGGACCCGGCGCCCAGUUCCAGGGGAUCCAGAAAGCGGCCAUUGACGCCGUCAUGGGCAGUGCCCCGUGGGUAUUGGGGGUGAUGGGCACCGGUGGUGGGAAGAGCAUGAUAUUCAUGGUCCCCGCGGCGUGGGAGCGUGCCGGGACGAGCAUCGUGGUGGUGCCGACGGUAUCGUUACGGCAGGAUAUGCAGCGGGAGUGUGCGCAGGCGGGCAUAUCAUGCGUGCCGUGGAAUUCCCAUCGACCGCCCGAGACGGCGCGGAUCGUAUUAGUGACGCCGGAAUCGGCCACCAGCAAGGGGUUUCGAUCGUACAUCAGUCGAUUGCAGGAGCGGAACCGAUUGGACCGGAUCGUCAUCGACGAAUGCCACACGAUAUUGGACAGCCGCGAGGAGUUUCGACCGAAGAUGGCGGGAUUACACGUGUUGAUGACCAUCGGCAGUCCCGUGGUGUUGUUGACGGCCACGUUGCCGGCCGUGGAUGAGGUUCGAUUAUUCCAGCGGUUGCAGUUGACGCCCACCGUCGUGCAACGAUUCCGCAGUCCCCACACGACGCGGGUCAACAUCGCAUAUCGGGUCGAGUCGAUGAGCGUGGACGUGGAUGAGGACGAGGUGGUGGCAUUCAUCCGGCAGCGCGAGGCCCAUUGGCAUCCCCGUGGCGGCCAGAUCAUCGUAUAUCGGAGCGAGACCGGCGACGUGGACGCAUUGGCCACCCGAUUGGGUUGUUUGGCAUAUCACGGCAAGAUGGCCGUGGCCAUGAAAGAGCACGCAUUACAGGCAUUCACCCCGCAUCCCGAGGGGACGACGGACCCCAUCCGCAGUGGCAUGACGAUUGUGGCGACGAACGCAUUGGGCAUGGGCAUCAAUAUUCGCACCGUGCGGUGUGUCAUCCACGUGGAGGUGCCCAGCAUGUUGCGGGAGUACAGCCAGGAAAGCGGACGGGCCGGACGGGAUGGGCAGGCCAGUGAAGCCAUCAUCAUCGCGCCCACGCCAUUCCAGGCCCGCGGAUGGUCGCAGUGGGAGGCCGGAUAUGAAGAAGGGAAACAGGCCAUGCGGGAGUAUUUCCACGGCACCAGAUGUCGACGGGCGGUAUUGGAUGCGUAUUUGGAUUCAUACGAGAGACCCGACGGUUGUACGGACGGUGAGGCACCAUGUGAUCAAUGCAGCGUCCGUUCGCAUCCAUCCCCAUUGCAUUCCGCCGACGUGACGGCCACAUGGAUGGCGCAGGAGCAGCAGAAGCAGACGAUGGCCCAGCAGGUGCAACGGAUCCGUGGGGAGGCGGCCAUGGCGGUGGAUCAAUUAGAGAGCACAUUAUUGCAGUGGCAACACCGAUGUGCGGUGUGUUAUAUGGAGACGAUGGAUGUGGCCAUGUCCAUGCAUCCCAUCACGGCAUGUUCCCAACCCGCGGCGGGCAUUGUCCAGGGUCACAUCGAGCAGAUGACGCGGCAGAUGCGGGAGCGGCGCAAAUACGCGCGGUUUUCGUGUUGUUUCACAUGCGGGGUGCCCCAGGCCAUAUGCCAGCGAUACGAGGCCCGUCCCGACGGUGGAUGGCGGGUCAUUCCCGAACGACAAUGCCAGUUUCCGGACGUGGUGAUCCCGACGGUGAUCAGCAUCAUGCAUUUGAACCCCGGCGCAUGUGCGGAGACGAUAUAUGCAUGGAUGCGCGACGACCAGGUGGAUGUGGAGGAUGCCGACCACGUAUAUGCAUGGUUUGGGCAGAAGAUCCGAUGGAGUGGCAUGGAAGGGACCCGAUUGAUUGAGGUGUUUUAUCGGUUGAGUCGGUUUGUGAUUGCACCCACAUCCCGGUCCCCACGAGCAUGA
Molecule: messenger RNA, 1920 nt
Organism: Talaromyces marneffei
Lineage: Eukaryota; Fungi; Ascomycota; Eurotiomycetes; Eurotiales; Trichocomaceae
Exons: 1
Coding region: 1-1920 (639 amino acids)
Biological process (GO): double-strand break repair via homologous recombination
Cellular component (GO): cytoplasm; chromosome
Molecular function (GO): four-way junction helicase activity; ATP binding; 3'-5' DNA helicase activity
Source: RefSeq, a predicted model, not a curated record